Nelumbo nucifera (sacred lotus) is the source of this 1815-nucleotide messenger RNA. The record is from RefSeq and is a predicted model, not a curated record. NCBI's taxonomy places the organism in Eukaryota, Viridiplantae, Streptophyta, Magnoliopsida, Proteales, Nelumbonaceae.
UCGAAAUUCCACUUUGUGGCGUAGGAAUGCCUGAAUCUGAAACACUUUCAAUGUCCACUCUUCCUGUUUUAAUUUGUAGUUUAAGGUGCAUCUGUAUGACUGUAAUGGGGUGAGAUAAAACAAACCCAGAAGAAAAAGCAUAAAGAAAGAGUAGUACUAGACAAUUAAGCUAGAAGGCAAAGUAAUAACGCUAGCACACUGCAGAGAGAAAGAGAGAGAGAGAGAGAGAGAGGGAAGAUGGAUGGAGAGCUAAAGGGGUUGAUCAAGGUAUGCCUAUCAGUUCUUGCAUCUCUAUCCUAUUGCCAUUUCAUUGUGUCAAAGAUCCCCAAAGGAAAGCUCAGACUCCUCUUCCUUGUACCAAUCUUGUGUAUUUUUACCCUCCUCCCGUCUCUUCUAUCCAGCGUUCAUCUCACAGCAGGUUCAUGCUUCCUCAUUACCUGGUUAGCUAACUUCAAGCUCAUCCUCUUCGCUUUUGAUCAAGGCCCCUUAGCAUCCCACCCACCAAAAUCAUUUCUCAGUUUUGUCUCCAUAGCCUUUCUCCCCAUCAAGAUCAAACAUGACGUUGACGUCCCAUCACCUACAAAUAAUUUAAAUCUCAAAUAUUGCAAAUCAAACCCAUCUCCUCCUCAUUUCACCAAAGGCAAAAGUGGUACCAAAUCACCUCUAAAAAAUUUAUCUAUAAAAGCCUUGCUCUAUGCAAUCUUACUCCGCAUCUACGACUACAAGCAAUAUCUGCAUCGUAACUUGGUCAUAACCCUUUAUUGCUGUCAUGUUUUUCUUCUGCUAGAAUUCCUUCUAGCUCCCGCUGCUUUCCUGGCUCGAGCUUUGCUGGGACAAGAGCUGGAGCCGCAAUCGGACGAGCCCUACCUUUCCACCUCCCUUCAAGACUUCUGGGGAAGGAGAUGGAAUCUCAUGGUCACCAGCAUUUUACGGCCUACCGUAUACGACCCUAUGCGGUCUCUUUCCGAGCGUGUCUUUGGGAGGAAGUGGGCAUCACUGCCGGCGGUGCUGGCCGCUUUCUUGGUGUCGGCCCUGAUGCACGAGCUCAUAUACUAUUACGCCACCCGUGCGGCUCCCACCGGCGAAGUCACGUGCUUCUUUUUGCUCCACGGGGUAUGCACGGCGUUGGAGACCGUUGUGAAGAACGCCGUUAAAGGCAGGUUGCAGUUGCACCGGGCAAUUUCGAGGGCGUUGACCCUUGGGUUCGUGGUGGCUACCGCCGUUUGGUUGUUGUUCCCGCCGCUGGUACGGAAUGGAACGGACACAACGGCGAUCUGGGAGAGCCGUGCUGUGAUAGCGUUUGUGAAGGAAAAGUUAGAGCUGAGAAUUGAGAAUUGAGACAUCAGCGUUGUGCCAUCAGUGGUGCGCAGAUAUCAUUCUGGUCGUAACAAGGAGGUAGGAGGAGUACUGCUGUACCGGAGGAGGAAUACUGGAAUAGUACUGGGGCUCCAGGCAAGCCCUAUACCACUAACGAGUAACGAUAACGGGCUCUUACUCCAACUUUCCAUGUUUUUUUUUUUUUUUCCCCUUAAUGUUGUUUGAUGUGUGUCAUCUUAAAAAUAAGGUGAAUACAUUUCUCAAUUUGCUUCAGAAAAAUUAAUAACUUAUUAUCUUUGGGAUAAAAUUACUUGGCGGACUUGUUACGCGUGCACACUCAAACUUCUUUUUCCUUGAGAGAAGACUCCUAUCUAAUACUGUCAUGUGCCGGGGGUUGCCACAUGGAAUAUUUCCAUGUGACUGUCAUGUGCGGUUUUAUUCUUUUUUUUUUUUUUUUUGUUUAGAUUUGGCUGCAACCAAUAUGUUACCGUUUGGUUU